Molecule: messenger RNA, 321 nt
Organism: Prorocentrum cordatum
Lineage: Eukaryota; Dinophyceae; Prorocentrales; Prorocentraceae
Source: the annotation of a GenBank genome assembly
AUGUUCCAGCCUGCCUUUUUUGAUGUUUAUGUCAUUGUUCGUUCCCCUAAUUGCGCAUCUGAUUCAACCGCUGGCUGGUCAGGUGACAGGUCGGCACUCAGCACGCCAAACAAAGCAGGGGCUGAUGCCCUGACGUUGCAUCGGCUUCGGCGCCAAGGUUGCGGGCUAACUUUUUUUGCUUGUCGCAGUUACAAGGCGGAUAAUGCAGCACAGUACGAGUAUUGCAGCACAAAAGCCAAGUUGGCUUGCCUUAACUGCGUGGCACCAGCCGAGCCCGAACACACGCGUACAGCCGCCAUUCGCCUGGCCAGGGCGAGUUAG